This is a messenger RNA of Diabrotica balteata, 345 nucleotides long. The record is from the annotation of a GenBank genome assembly. NCBI's taxonomy places the organism in Eukaryota, Metazoa, Arthropoda, Insecta, Coleoptera, Chrysomelidae.
AUGAAAUACUUCUUUGAAACUCUAAGAAAAUCCAGUGAAGAACUGCGGACUAGCUUGAAACAAUUUGUUGAUAAUGAUAAAGACAUGGAUAUAUUUGAAAUGAUAGCAUGUUACACCACUGAUAUUAUAGGAGAUGUUAUCUACGGUAUUGAAGCUGGUAGCUUUAAGCCAGAAGGUGCCAUUAUCCGAAGAUUGGGCAAUGAGCUAUUUGGAAAAUUUACAUUAUGGGAUCAAGUUAAAUUGUUUCUUACGAUCUGCUAUCCGAACAUAGCAAAAACAUUCAAUAUAAGUCCAAUCCAAGAAUACAUCGGAAAUUUUUCAUUAAAUUUUUUAAGGACGCCAUAG